UCUUCUUCUUCUUAUCUUUUUUUUGCCCACCUUGUAUCUCAUCCUCGAGACUCCCUUCUUCUCUUUUCUUUUACGGUACCUAUUCCGCAAUCCAGAACACCCUCUUUCACCAACCACCACGCGCUGGUAACCGAUCAAAUAACAGCGCAUUCCCCAGCUGGCUCUGAUAAUUUGCGCGCACCGUCCAUGUCGUCAUGUCCCCUCAUGACAACGCGGACCGUCAGUCAGAACCCGUCGCGAAUGCGGUGACCGCGAUGAAGCUAGACCCUGACGCAACUCCCGAUACUCCGAUACUCAACGGCGCCGGAGCCAUGAGCAAGCACGACUUCGACGCGGCCUCGGACGCCUCCUCUCUUGCAGGUCCCAAGGACACCUACGCGCUGUCGGCAUUUCAGUCAACCUCGCGGCCUACCUCUCGGUCGCCGGUCAAGAAUGAGCCGGAGGACGAUUACGAUCACAACCAAGUCAGCGACGAAGCAAAGUUUGAAGCCACGGAGACGGCCCAGCCAGACAACAUGGAGGAAAAAGUUGGAGGUGACAUCUCGGUCAAACUCGAACCGGGCCAGCCUCCCAAAUUGACACGAAGUUCCUCGCAAAAGGUUGCGGCAAGACCACCACAGCUAUUUUUACAUCUGCCGAACAGCACGGCGCAGGCAGAGGAGACUUUUGAGGUUAUGGAUGCUUGCACAUAUGCCAAUAAGUACAUGGGCUAUACUGAGCAUGCGAUGGAAUGCGACUGCGCGGAAGAAUGGGAACCCGCGAUUGCUAAGAAUUUGGCUUGUGGGGAGGAUUCGGACUGCAUCAACCGCGCCACAAAAAUCGAAUGUAUGGGCGACUGCGGUUGCGGGCCAGCAUGCCAGAACCAGCGCUUCCAACAACGAGAAUAUGCCCCGGUGGCAGUGAUCAAGACAGAAAAGAAAGGGUUUGGUCUUCGCGCGGAGGCCGAUUUGCGACCGCAUCAGUUUAUCUUCGAGUAUGUGGGCGAAGUUAUCAACGAAGGGCAAUUUCGCCGCCGUAUGCGACAAUAUGAUGAGGAGGGCAUCAAGCACUUUUACUUCAUGUCUCUCAGUAAAGGUGAAUUCGUUGACGCGACAAAGAAAGGCAACCUAGGUCGUUUUUGCAAUCACUCGUGCAACCCAAAUUGUUAUGUCGACAAAUGGGUGGUCGGGGAGAAGCUGCGAAUGGGCAUUUUUGCUGAACGACACAUCCGAGCUGGAGAGGAACUUGUGUUCAACUACAAUGUUGACCGUUAUGGAGCCGAUCCUCAACCAUGCUACUGUGGAGAACCCAACUGCACUGGCUUCAUUGGUGGGCGAACUCAAACUGAGCGGGCGACCAAAUUAUCUCACGCCACCAUUGAGGCCUUGGGUAUCGAAGAUUCAGACGGGUGGGACACAGCUGUAGCGAAGCGGCCGCGCAAGAAGAAGAUGGGCGAGGAUGAUGAAGAGUAUGUGGACAGUGUUCAGCCCAAAUCCCUGGAUGAGAAUGGGGUCACUAAAGUCAUGGCUGCUUUGAUGCAGUGCAAGGAGAAGUGGAUCGCUGUCAAAUUACUGGGUCGCAUUCAGCGCUGUGAAGAUGAGCGGGUUUCAAACCGCGUGGUCAAAAUGCAUGGCUAUCAGAUUCUGAAUUCACAACUCAGCAUGUGGAAGGAAGAUUUCAACGUGGUCCUGCAGAUUCUGGAUAUCCUAGACAGGUUCCCACGUCUGACGAGGAACAAGAUCCUCGACUCCAAGAUUGAGUCGACCAUUCAGCCCUUGACCGGUUGCGGGGAUGAGCGUGUCGAGAUGAAGGCAGCCAUAUUGCUACAGGUCUGGUCCACGCUUGAAGUAGGCUACCGCAUUCCUCGAAUGAAAAGGGACCCCAAUGCCACGCCGCAGGCGAUCAGUCAGUUCGAGCGCCGUGAGACUACCCGUGACGAGCGACGGCGGUCCAAAUCUCGGUCCCGAUCAAGGUCCAGAUCCAUUGACGCACCUCGCGGUCCAGCUGCUCAACGAGCAGGCCACAUCCCGAGAGGUCCCCUCCACAACGGACCUCGGCCCUUCCGUCGUCAAUUUAACCCUCUUCCUCCGGGAUGGUUCGCGGCUGAUUCUAACGGAAGGACAUACUUCUACUCGUCUCGGGGUGAGGUGACUUGGACACGCCCGACCGUGCCCGCGUCCCAACCAGGCCCGCCAGCGAAGGAAUCGCGGGACAAGGCAUUGCAGGAUAUCAUUGACGGUAUCAUGAACGCUAAGGAGAUUACACCUAAGGAAAAAUCUGGCACACCGGCCACCCCGCAGACCUCCAAGGCAACACCAGACCAGAAAGAGGGCCAGGAGAAGUGGCGGAGUUUGAGUGAGGAAAAACGGAAAAAGAUUUACGAAAACACGCUGUUUCCCCACGUCAAGUACGUGGUAGACAAGUUCAAGCACAAGCUUCCCAAAGAUGAUCUGAAGCGUUAUGCUAAAGAUGUUGCCAAGAAACUCGUCAACUCGGACUUCAAGAACAAUCGUGUCGAAGAUCCUACCAAGAUCGAUGAAAAGCAGCAAAAGAAAGUCAAGAACUUCUGCAAGGAAUUCUUCGAUAAGGCUGUCGUAAAGCACAGGGCCCACGAGGAGCGCAAGGCAGAACGGCAAUCAAAGGAAGCACAUUUGAAACCAGCCGUCGCGACUGCUGCUGGCCCGGCGGAGGAUGAUCCUGACGUGAGAAUGUCGGAUGAUGAAGACGACCAUGACGGGCCAGCGCAGGAGGAAGACAUGGACAUGCUUUUAGUAGGGGAGACGCAAGGGAUUCUCAAGCGGAAGAGGGAAGAAGACAUGACUACCGGCGACGGCAGCGCGACCGAUUUCACCACGCCGUCUUCAUCCAAACGACAACGUUCUUCCACCCCGCCUCCGCCUCCGCCUCCACCUAUGAGCCCUGGAAACGAUCUGGAAGAUGACCAAGACGAAUAUAAGCAACAGACCCUGAGUGGCGACGAUGCGAACAUGAAGGGAGAGAGCGCCGAGCCCACUCCGCCCCCUGCGCCUCCUCCCCCUCCAUCACCACCACCACUCCUUGAACAAGACCGUCACAACGAGGGGGAAGGGAAUCAGUUCCAAACAUCACAGAUUGGCAUUGAAGGACGUGUAUAGCAAUAUCUCAAGGGGGGCGGGGACGGGGACGGGGACGGGAACGGGGACGGGGACGGGGCCCAUAAUUGUUGGCUCAAUCGCUAUUCCGUUGGAACUGCCAAUCAGCCAUGGAUUUCUUUUUCAUGUCGUUUUCAUAGCAACAGCAUCCAGAUCGGUGUUUUUUGGAGUUGGCAGACCUUGGGCGCUAUUCUCUCUUUCUCUCUCUAUAUCCACGAUCAUCAUUCUAUCUUUUUUUCUUUCUCUCUUUUUGCUCAUUUUUAAUCUUCUUCACAGUCACUUUUUUGAUGGCUGGUCUUAAACCCCCCC
Aspergillus aculeatus ATCC 16872 is the source of this 3419-nucleotide messenger RNA. RefSeq names its product SET and WW domain protein (gene set2). The coding region runs from base 195 to 3113 and encodes 972 amino acids. Gene Ontology annotation, cellular component: chromatin; nucleus; chromosome. The transcript has 4 exons. The record is from RefSeq and is a predicted model, not a curated record. NCBI's taxonomy places the organism in Eukaryota, Fungi, Ascomycota, Eurotiomycetes, Eurotiales, Aspergillaceae. Gene Ontology annotation, molecular function: protein binding; histone H3K36 methyltransferase activity. Gene Ontology annotation, biological process: regulation of DNA-templated transcription.